Oncorhynchus kisutch (coho salmon) is the source of this 1773-nucleotide messenger RNA. Its product is annotated as germ cell-specific gene 1 protein-like. NCBI's taxonomy places the organism in Eukaryota, Metazoa, Chordata, Actinopteri, Salmoniformes, Salmonidae. Bases 1098 to 1643 code for a protein of 181 amino acids. The record is from RefSeq and is a predicted model, not a curated record. The transcript has 3 exons. Gene Ontology annotation, cellular component: plasma membrane.
GCUCCGUCCGAACAAACUGCAGAAACCAUAUGCCACGAAAGAUUUGUUGUCUUUGAAGAAGUCAUCCACAAGUUUCUUCACAUCGGCUGCCUUAGUUGUUGUUGUAAGGCUUACAAAAUAAAAAAUCUUCCUUUAAUCACGUCGUCUUUCACAUAGCGCACGAAUACAGCAAGCUGGCUUAGAUUGGAAACGUCUGUGGUCUCGUCGAGUUGAAGGCUGAAUUUUGCCGGGCUUGAAAUCAGAUCUGCAACUACUUGAGCCAAGAUGUCUUUGCUCAUGUCCUCUAUUCUGUCACUGAUGGUGUCAUUUGAAAGAGGAAUUUGGGAUAACUUAACUUCAGCCUCUUUUCCCAGCAUGAUAUUCGCCAUCUUCAACACAGCUGGUUUUAUGAGUGUUUCACCAAUGGUGUGUGGUUUGCCCUGCUUUGCGAUCAGGUAAGCAACUUCGUACGAUGCUGGGAGGAUCGGUUUGUUGAUGGUUACAAAGCCGAGAACAGGCAGAGUAGCCUCGAAUCUGGCUCUCUUCACCUUGAAUUCAGCGAGCGUUGUGUUCUUGUAUUUUCCAUCUCCAUGCAGCUUAAGGAAGUGUUCUCUUAGUUUUGCCGGUGCUAGACUAGAAUUGCUCAACUUGGCAUUGCAAAUCAUGCAGUUAGGACACUGACUCCCAUCACGUUCCGUUAUACAUGUGAAUCCAUAUUGUACAUAUUCGUCCGACCACUUUCUUUUUUUGCUCGACAUAGUAAGUAUGAAGGGAUUAAAAUAUUAAGAAAGAAAUCACAAGACGUACCAUCUCGACAGUCACAAGUCGACUACUGAGCGCACCAAAUUCCCUGCAGCACAGAUAGGCCAAGCGAUGUAGCGUGAUCACCUGCAGCCAAUGAUGGCCAAGCGGAGCGUGUCAUCACGAAUCAUAUGAAUCGGAUGUGUGUCUUGACCUCCGCCGAACCCCUGAGACUGACUCACCGAACCCCUGGGGUUCGAUCAAACUCAGGUUAAGAACCACUGGUAUAGACUGAGGGAGUGUUUGACCAGCUGUUAAAAAUAUAAUCUCUCUCCCUUCACCAUGUCGUUUCUGUACAGGGUGCGGUCCUGGGGGCCAUGGCCCUUUUGUCGUCCUACUGGUGUGAGGGCAGUCAGAAGGUCCCCAAGCCCCUCUGCUCGGCCAACAAACUGACCAAAUGCAUACCUGUGCCCGGGGUCUCGCAUAACUCCACCUCCAUCCAGUUCUCCUGGGAGACGGGGGACGACCGCUUCGUCUUCUCUGCCUUCCAUGCAGGCAUGUGGAUGAGCUGUGAGGAGAACAUCUACACUGACGCCUGGGGGUUACUGGGAAUGGUGGCUCACAAGAUGUUCAUGCAGGUGUUUCAGACUACUGCCUCUAUGGGUCCAGAGGACUUCAAACCACACAGCUAUGGCUACUCCUGGGGCUUUUAUGUGGCAUGGCUGGCCUUUACCUGCUGCAUGUUGUCAGGAGUCUCCACCCUCAACAACUACACCAAGAAGACUGUAAUGGAGCGGAGGUGCAAAGCCCGCCUCUACCCCCCUCGAUUCCCUGACAUAGAGCCCCUGCUUCCCCCGGCCCCCUACUACUGCCCUCCGCCCCCACAUGUCCCCACCAUCCCCAGAACUUUCACCCUACUAUGACUCCCCUUCGCCACCCCCAACCUCAUCACCCCGUCCACUCACCCUCUCCCACUGGUACACACUCCCCCACCCUGAAUACUUCCCACCUCCCCAGUCCCAUCCUGUUCCCGUCCCCCUAUCACCGCCACUC